UCUUCACUCAUCGUGUCUCCGCAUUUCUUCGAGAAUUUAACGAAAAUUAAGUGAACGGUGCAUGACGAGCGCAUCAGAACUCUUCUCUACUCGAAGAUCGCGUCCGGGCAGAUCCGACCCGGCUUUCGAAUCCGGUUCUUCUCUGUAUCGACAUAACUCACAUCAUCCUCGCCGUCACGGAACCCAUCAUAACAAUCACCGUCACGAUUCCGACGGAUGUGAUUCUCUCCGACGUGUUCCGCCGCGUCUCCGACGCUUCUGUCACAAUCUUGUUCUUCCGGAACGUGGACCUACUCGUGACGUCCAAGGCACUCCACAGUAUUUGGAAAGUGAAAGUAACAGUUUAGGGAACCAAGAUGGAUCCGAGAGGCUUCCUGGAUCUGUUCUUCUUGCAAGGGCAAGACUUGUCCAAAGAUUGAGAGGCGUUUCUUUGUCUACUAACAGUCGUAGCAACAUAGUUUCACCGGGAGAGAAUCAGAUAGAGUCGGCAGAUGGGGUUUUGUUCUAUGGAGAAUGCAGUAAGAAGCCACAAGGUCUCACACAAGCUGCCAUUAAUGGUUUACGCCGGCAAACUUUUAGCUCAGCCGAGGUUAAAACCGAGAGGAGAGAUUGUAGUAUAUGUUUAGAGAGUUUCACCAACGACGACAUGCUUAUAUCCUUGCCGUGUACCCAUAGUUUUCAUUCCUUGUGCUUAAACCCUUGGCUUAAAGCUUGUGGAAAUUGCCCUUGUUGCCGUAGAGCCAUAGCUAAAUGAUAUAGAAGCCUGUAAAUAGAAUCGUUCCUUAUCCAUAUACACGCAUCUUCCGUUCUUGCUCUAGACAGAUCUUCCAGUUUUGUCGCGCUUUUGAGUGUUUAUUCUGCCACAUGUUGUGUGUUUGUUAACGGUUUUGUUCACCGUAAUCUCUCUUCUUAAUGUCUUGUUGGUUAUCAAAGACUUUUUCCAUAUCUUGAUCCGACAUUUUAGUUGAGCACUUAAGUCAAAGCAAAUAUUAAAAUGGUCUCAAUCCAGAAACGUUUAAGCUCUGUUGUAUCCACAAAGAUGUCGUUAUCAUGCAUUCAUGUACAUGUUAUGAAGAUGCAAUCAUUUUAUGUAACUUUUAAAGAAAGUUAAGGAGAAAAGAGAAGACAGUUGUGCAAAAAAGUAUACUUUUCUGCU
Messenger RNA from Eruca vesicaria subsp. sativa (arugula), 1156 nucleotides. NCBI's taxonomy places the organism in Eukaryota, Viridiplantae, Streptophyta, Magnoliopsida, Brassicales, Brassicaceae. The record is from the annotation of a GenBank genome assembly.